Messenger RNA from Aureobasidium subglaciale EXF-2481, 2079 nucleotides. RefSeq lists its product as uncharacterized. The coding region runs from base 156 to 1859 and encodes 567 amino acids. The transcript is spliced from 3 exons. NCBI's taxonomy places the organism in Eukaryota, Fungi, Ascomycota, Dothideomycetes, Dothideales, Saccotheciaceae. The record is from RefSeq and is a predicted model, not a curated record.
UGGGAGGAUACGAGAGAUCAUGAUGGCAACGGUAUCACCCGAUCGGGCAAUCUGUUGAUUUGGGCGUCACAACCAAACAGCAAAAUUAGACAAGUCAAUCAAUAAAUGCAGAGCAUCCAGACUCAACACAGAUCUGCAGCUCAUCAUCGCGCACGAUGGAUCAUGACACGCUGAAUACGGCGUCAACCUAUCUUAACAAUCUCCUCCUCGCUCGAGGGCUACUCCGAGACACAAAGGCCCUCGACUUCGCCAAACCGACCCGAGAGACGCGAGCACAAAUCAUCAACCUUGUUCACGACCUUCUCCUACGACGCGAUCGAGAUCAGGAAAACCGUGAGCAGAUUGCCCUGACCCUCCGAACCCUCCGCGCCGACCAGACUCGCAAAGAUGGCGAUCUCGACCGACUACAAGCACGCCUCGACAGCCAGGAGCGCUCUGUACAGCAGGCACAGACUGACGCCAGAAACGCUAAGAUCGAGAUGCGCAAGCUCGAGUCGACCACAAAAGCGCUGAACGAUCAACUUGGUCGACUGAAAGCAUCUGUUUCGCAGAUUAAGACACAAUGCGCCAACGAUGUACGGAAGCGCGACAUGCACAUCGAGCGCCUCAAGUCACAUCUUCAAGGCCAACAGAGAGGUAACAAGGGCGGUCUAGUCGCUCCCACCAUUUCUGUCAGUGGAAGAGGCCCUCACUCGUUCAAUGCAUCAGUAAGAGACAUAUCGGACCCAGAAUACAACUUGAAGCAGGAGACGACCGACUUCCUCACCCGGUUGAGCUCUGGACUGAGCGACGAAAACGAUGCUUUGAUUGACAUGAUCCGCGGAACACUGGCUACAUUGAGGGAGUUGCUUGGAAUGCCGGAACAGAACCUGGACAAUAUCAACGACGACACGGAGAACGAAGACGGCGCACUCGGUUUCGCUCACGGCUCUCUAGCCGAAGAGCUAGAGUCCAUGCUUGAGAUGCUCAAGACUGUUCUGACCAACCCCAAUUUUGUCUCGAUGGACGAGGUCGAAGCAAGAGACGACGAGAUAGCUAGACUCAGGGAGGGCUGGGAUCAAAUGGAGGCCAGGUGGAGAGAUCUGCUAUACAUGAUGAACGGGUGGUGUUCAAGAUUGGAGAAGAGCGGCGAUACCAUCAACCUCGACGAACUUAGGAAGGGCCUGGGCUUGGGUGUCGGCCUUGAGCCUCCUCCCACUGCACAAAAGCUUCGCGCCAGUCAACAUGUUCGCUCCGACAGCGACCAUGACAGUGGUAUCCAUACUCUAAGUCCCACUCUCUCAGAGGGUCACACUGUGCCUCCGAGCACUGCAAAAUCGCAAAGAAGCAUAGACCCACCAGAGUUCUUCAACCUCAACCCUCGACGAGGACAGCGUACACUCAAUAAGAUGAGCCACAAUGUCCAAUCACCACGAAAGGUCGCAUUCGCGAUGGAUGCCUCGGAGAACAUUGAUCCAGCUGCAUCGAACCCGGGCAAACUCGACACACUCAGCAUGGUCGAAGCCUCCGAGAACAGGUCCUCGCUUCCCACCCGACACCAGCCCGACUUCACCCCUUCGGCUGGCUCGAAUGACAGACUGCCUUCCAGAUCACGCGGCUCUUCACCGCCACGGAGAUCUGCUGAAGAUUCGUCCGAGCACUUACCGCAAGAGGAAGAGGAAGAAGUGCAAGAGGAAGAACAGCCUCCAAUUGCCUCAAGAAGAGGGCACGACGAAGACUCGCAACUCGAUAUCGACAUUGACGAGGAGAUAGGCAAACUGCGAAGCCCUGCAAAGAAGAGCAAGAUCCAGGGCAGGCCGAAGCGCAGGAAGAGCACACUCAGUCCGGAAGAAUUGGAAGACCUUCUGGGACUAGAGUGACGAAGACACGACCCAUCAUCACCCUUAGUUGAAAGCUUACGGACAAUUCACGACCUAUGAGAUACAAUUAUCACAUCCAUCACACCUAGCUCGUUGAUGAUAAUUCGCUUUGAUAUCGCACGUGCCCUGUCCUCUUAGUCUCGCCAUGCGUGGGCUCAGGGAUCAGAGAACUUGCUGGUGCAAGAAGAUCACUCGUCAUUUGUCGAGACUCAGCAAACGA